AUGCUGAAACUUACGGGUAGGAGGGCAACGUCUCCCGAGAAGACCUCCCAUCACCCGUGCAAUCAUCCUGAGUCGGUCGAGCUUGCUCGUGCUCAGUUUUUGGAGGAGCAAGCCUCCCCGAACUUGAUCCAAAGAUCACCCGAGAUCAGAGUACAGCGUGUCAGGGAACAGAAAGAGUUUCGCACCAGUGUCAGGAGUUCGGAGUCUGACGAUUUUCGAGACCAAGACAAAUCCAAACACAGUGCCGUCAAGACAGUUCGAUCUAUUUCUUCCUCCCUCCGUAGUCGGUUCAAGAGAGCUUUCAGUAAACCACAAGCUGGAUUGCCAGCUCAACAGCUUGAUGCAUCCAGAUUCCAUUUUGGCGACGGCACUAGUGCGUUCAGUGAGGCUGGUAAUGGUGGGUUUGAUAGCUACCUUGGUGAACAAGCGGUUGACCUACGACGUGCCAGCCUUUAUGACGAUCCAUGGCAUGAAAAGAUAGAUGACGACGAUCUAGGUCGGCUCCUGACCAUUGCACCUGUUAAUAGAAGCGAGAGUAGCUUGAGUGGCAGCUCGAAGUCGCGUGUGACCAGUUGGACAAAUACAAAUACCACUGGUUCUAUGCGAGAGACGCCACUCGAGCGAAAGAGACUGUCUGUCAUUCAGGAGGAUGGUGGUCCUCAUCAGCCUUCCUCUUCCGCGGGUAUGCAUUUGGGGGGCGUGGAUAUCUUCCGCAAGCCGCUGCCUGCGCCUCCUGGCCAGCAUCCUGACCCCCAACGCCUGUACUCUGCCCUGGUGAAAAGGAUGAACCAACAAUCAGAAGAACGGGAAGCAGAACUGGAGAGAAGGCUGGAUCAACACAGGGAGGAAGGACAGCCACUACAGACAACUCCUACUGAUCAGUCUUAUCAGACGAUUUGUGCCGUCAGAGCUUCGAUUAGCGCUGAGCCAUCUGAUCUGGAGCGACUAACUGUACUUUCUGCUGGUUCAGGCGUUGUAGACCACGAGCGGACAAAGAGGACAGAUCUGCUUGCGUGGAAUCCUAGCGAGGAAAGUGUUUACUCCCGAAAAACAGGUAGCGACCCAGACCUACUUUAUCGAAAAUGCAAUACUAGCGAGCAGACCAUAGACAGCAAAGUUGAGACCACCACGGCUGAUUAUGCUAGAGCUUACCAGUUGACCAUCAAGACAAAUCCUUACCUUGACUCAAAAGUCGACCUUGACUCAGCAGAAGUGCAGGAGAAAUGUGAGCCUCGAGAGAAGCAGUCUGCUAGCAAUGCUUUUUCGGCGCACACACGACAGAGGUCCAUUCGUGAUGUAGAGUAUCAUGUGAUACCAGAGAAGGAUUGUAUGAAAGAUCAGACAGCCGCCGCAACGGAGGGAAAAUCUUUAAAGGCUGCAACACAUGUCCGGGAAAACGCAUGUCAUGGAGACACACCACCGAGAAAAGCUUCCGAGCAGCUUGAAGAUAUUGCCAGAGAUGACAUUGAAGGGGACGGCAGACGCAAGGAGAAUAGUGGUACAAGGAUGCUUACACCAUCUUCGAAGGUACCUGAACAGCUUUGUGUAGCGAAGAAGCGGUUCCCACUGCUGAACGUCAAGCAUGUGUCGAAAAACAACACUCCGGUGCCGAGUCAAAACAGCAGCCUCACACGCAGCCAGAGUGGGCUACUCCAGCAGGUAGGCGCUGAGCAGGGACAACAAUCAGGUGUGAGCAAACAUGAGAAAGAAAGUAAAAUUGCUGCUUCACUGCGCAAGAUUUCACCUGAGAACGUUGCGAAUGUGCUCCGCAGCACGAAGAGCCUGGCUAAUCUCAAUCACAAGAAGUCUAACAAGGAAAACAGACAUAGUCCACACCCUGCAAUCAUGGAGUCUGAUGAGGAAGAACAGCAUGCCGCCAGUACUCCUGGUCCCGCAUACCUUGCGAUGAGGUCAGGCAAUAGCGGUAGUGGUGACCGGAAAGGUCGAAGGUAUGCCAGCAAAAAUGCUCACAAUGACAGUCCAACAGACUUGGUUAAAGCCACACUGUCAGCCAGACUCAGCAGACCGUUCAACAUGGAUACACCAGAACUCAACCGUCCCUUCGACAGUAUGUAUCUAGGAAAGCGCGAGACCGGCUUCCCUGAUUCUAGUGGACGACUCAGCACUACUCAAGCAAACACACAGACUCAAAGCCAUGGCUACAAUAAACGUCGCAGCUUUGAACGAGGACCAGGAGGGUACGGUGGCCUCGGACCCUCGCCAUUUGACGGGCAGACUGCUGCUCGGCCAGAAGGAGAAGAAGAAACGGCUCUGCCACAUGUGCCGACACCCGAAAACCAAGGAAGGGACAAUACGAAGAGGCUGGGAAAGUCAAUGAGCACAAAACGCAUGGUAAGUAACUUCUUGAGAAGUAGACGAAAAGCUGGCAACAGUGGGGAAGACGAUUGUGACGCUAACAAGGAGGAAGACAUAAGCAACAAAGCAGUUUUGGAAACACCACCCAAGAGCAGCCCUCUUUUUAUCUAA
Molecule: messenger RNA, 2487 nt
Organism: Lithohypha guttulata
Lineage: Eukaryota; Fungi; Ascomycota; Eurotiomycetes; Chaetothyriales; Trichomeriaceae
Exons: 1
Coding region: 1-2487 (828 amino acids)
Source: RefSeq, a predicted model, not a curated record